CGAACUCUCACGCGGCACUCACGGCGCAUGCGCACACCGCUGCCCGGCAACUCAUGGGUUAAACUUUCAACUUGAGGCGGAAGAGGAGGUGAAUGUUUUUCUCUGUGCCACACACGACUGACGUUUUCCUGAAGUGGAGCCCAGGUUUAACGCCGAAUUAGAGCUAGCCGAGCAGGAGAAGGACACGGCUGAACUGCUGUUGUGUUUGGACGUGUUGUACGGAGGAGGGCGGCUGUUGAGAAACAGCUGCAGUGAGACUUCACUCCUCACUGGCGAGAUAUAAAUGUUAUUGUUGUGAGUCAGCAGCAGCUUCGCAGGAUUUGAAUCGUCAGGAUGGGGAACAGCAGCAGUGACCGGGCCGGAGGUCAGGGUGAACGGCAGCAAGGAGGGAAGGAGGCUCAGCCCAACAUCCUGAUGGACAGUGCUGACGAUGCUGACCUGUUCCAGAGGGACGACUCAAAGGAAAUCCAGGAGUUCCUGGCCUGGCAGCAGGAUCUGGACAGCGACAGCAAAAGUCAGUCGCAGGCCAGACCCACUGUGUUCAGGUGGACAGGAGGUGCCAAAGAUGUCUUUGUGUCUGGAUCUUUUAACAACUGGACCACCAAGAUUCCACUCAACAAAAGUCAGAAGAACUUCGUGGCCAUCGUGGACCUGCCUGAGGGAGAGCACCAGUACAAGUUCUGCGUGGACGGCCAGUGGACCUUGGACCCCACAGGAGCCGUGGUGACCUCCAAGACCGGUACCGUGAAUAAUGUCAUCCAGGUGAAGAGGACGGACUUUGAAGUCUUCGAUGCUCUCAGGAUCGACUCCGAGGAUUCCUCAGAACUCCCAGAUUUGUCCAGCUCCCCUCCGGGCCCGUACCAGCAGGACGCCUAUCUUAUCAAGUCAGAGGACCGAAUCAAACACCCUCCUAUUCUGCCACCCCACCUCCUGCAGGUGCUGCUCAAUAAGGACACUGGUGUUUCUUGUGACCCCACGCUGCUCCCUGAACCCAACCACGUCAUGCUCAACCACCUGUACGCGCUGUCCAUCAAGGACGGCGUGAUGGUUCUCAGCGCCACACACCGAUACAAGAAGAAGUACGUGACCACUCUUCUCUACAAGCCAAUAUGAAGGCCUCAUGAACACUGAUCUAUGGUCUGCUAAUUCAAACACACUUUUGAUAUCAGCGUUUGUAUCUGAUGCUCCACUACAAACUUCAUAAUAAACAUCAUUACAUUGUAAUAGCAAAUGCUGCUUUCACCUGAUGCAUUCCGAUUGCUACAGCCGGUCCAGUGUUGGACCGGAAUUCCAGUGGGGACCUGCAUUUCUUGCGUGUCCAUUGUGAUCUGUAUGUGUUUGAGUGUGAGCAAACAGGUAUUUUAGAACACGCAAGCCUUCAGUAAAUCAGACGUCAAAUUUUAUAACACGCAUUCAUUUGACUUGGAGCAGAUCUCCGUGGUGAAACAGGCAACAGGUUUUCACAAUGACAGCUUGGUACAUGAUCUAUAUAAUGUAGUGUUUGACAUAUCCUGCUCUCUAUUUGCCCAUUCACCGUAUCUUGUUCUCUGAGUCACGUGUUCGUCAUGUCAGACACAAGCAGCAACACCGUUUUUUUUUUACGAUAUUCAACCGUCGUCCGUCACAUUAAGCUUCUCCGUCUCCGUAGCAGCGGUGGGCUCUUCUGUCUCGUACAGGCAGUGCGCUCUCCUGAAUGGGUGGCUGUUCUCCGUGUUGAAUGGACUGUUAGCGAAGCAGUAGGCCGCGGCGCGGUCGCACUCGCACACGAAGGCCUCGCAUUUGUCGUUGCUGUCUGCUGACACACGAGAACGUUUACAGCAGCGGGUUAGAGUGGAAACCACACAAUGAUCCUCCAGACAGCCAGUGGAGUCACCCAGUUAAUGGGUCCAUCCGAGAGCGCAUGUGUCAAACUCAGGCCCGGGGGCCAAAUCUGACCCGGCAAAGUAAUUUUGUACAGCCUGAAGGAGCUCAAAAUAAACAUCAAGUUCAGUAAAAAACUUGUUGCUUUCACGAGCCAAGAUGAAGGUCCAAGAGAGGCUAGCUAGUGGAGGUCACAAAUAUUGAGAAUUAGUGGGGAAAAUCCAUACAAAUUGAUGAUGGAGUGGACUGAGAGACGGGAACGUGGAUGGACGUGCUUUGAGCUUCGACUUGUGUUGAGCGUCUGUUAUAGAGGUGGACAGUCCAUGGGUGCGUUCCAUUUCCUUCCUUAAUCCUCAUCCUCAAUCCUCAAAAAUGCUCCCAAUUCUUAGGAAGUUAAAUUGAGGAGCAAGACUGAGGAACUCAGCAACCUCCCUCUGUGUUGAGGAAUACCCAGAAUCUUUUGUGCUGUAUCAAAGAUGUCGUCAAAAUCAAAGAGACAGAGCUACAAAUGUAAGUAUUUUCUUUGUUAAUGGAGAUAUAAGACAAAAAAACAUAAACAGUCUUCUUCUUCCUCUGAAUUGACAGGCGUUAUGCUGCCCCCAACAGGCUAAGGACGUACCUGCAUUAAGCAGUGUCACAUUUCUAAGGAACAAAAUCUUCCGGAACCCUAAGAGGUUGAGGACUAAGGGAGGAAUGUAAAUUUUUUUGUGUUUUGAUGCUAACCAGAAAGCUAAAAUUAGCCUCAAUAAUAAAAUAAUAAUAAUAAUAAACUGGACGCCAAUACUUUUUCUCUCCUAAAAAGAAGGCCAUUUACAGAUGUUUCAGUAAAUAUUCCUAUUUUUCAACCCAUGGCUUGGGGAGUGUUUAACACGUUGGCUCCUUGCCUGACUUACCCUGGAGUUGCACACCUUCGCUCUAAAGGGUUGAUUUUCUCGAGCCCACACAAGUACACACACACACCCACAACAAACAACAAGAGAAAAAAGGCUAUUUUUUUUCCAAAAGCAUCGAAUGAUUUUUAAAACAACCUGACUGUGUCAUGCAAAAGUAGCAACACUUUUUUAGAGCAUCUGACCAUGACUUAAAGCUGAAGUCAAUACUGUCAAUGUUAGAUAUAUUCGAGCUUGAGCUGUUGUUUGUCUGAAGUGCUUUUUUUCUCCUUGUGAAGCGAGGUCGCGAAUCAUCGCUCUGAUUGGCUGAAAAAAGUCUCACCUGAGCAGGUCACCGUCUGGUUGGAGCAGGUGUAUGCGUAGGUUCCACUGUAGGGGUAGUCAGUGAUGUUUGUGCAUCCUGUGAGGUUUAUGCUUCGGGUGUAGCAGUGGUCAUGGGUUUGACAGCACCUGAGAGGACAGAAGAUGAAUGUCUGUGGUCACAGGAUUUCUCCACGGCAUCCUCUCACUGGUCCAGCUGGUCCACUGGAGUUCCCCCGCCGCCGUAGACACAGUAGCAGCCGUAGCGGUUGUACAUGAUGGAGCUGACGUUCGGCUGGACACACUGGAUCAUCGUCCCGAACUGCCAUAUUGAAUUAAGGGUUUCUCUAAUGGUCCCUGUGCAGACUGUUGAGCAGAAACCGGCAUCAGCAUCUGUGUUCUUGAUCCACGGGACUGGUUUGUUGUACCAGAGAGGAAGAGCAACAGAAGAGGACUCCUCAGGUUCAGGCUGACCGCUGGGGUGAAUUGUGGUGGCAGAGGUUUGCGUGGGGUUUUAAUGGAGCCACUGUGGCGAGGGCAAACAAACCCACUCAUCUUGACAAUAUUGACUUUUUCAUCACUGUCGUGGCCUGCCAAAAGCUGAGGCCUGCGUGGCUGUGGUCCUCAUCCAGCUCUCCUUGAUAGUUUCUGAGAUGAUCUAUUGUGUCAGCUUUUCAUGCUGCAUCUCCUGGCUGAGGAACUCACCUUGAUGUCUUGAGUCUAAGUUCGAUAUAUCCUUCACAGAACCAUAGAAGUGUUAAUCCUCACUGAUACAUGCUUCAUUCAGCCAGCAUUUUGUGAAAAAAAAGGUUAGCACCAGUGAUCUUCUGGUCUUCAACCCUCCAUCAGAGAAUUUCAGUUUUGUUUUUCAGCAAACGUACAAGCAUGUUCCGGUCAGAUUUGACAUGGUAGUUUGAGUCUGGAUAGCGUGCUGUGCAGUGUAUGGGAUGAAACCAAUUUUGUCAACAGAAGCUAAUUCCAGGUCUGUUUAGAUUCAAUGCACCUUCUUCACUGUGUGCGGUGCCAGUUGUGCUAAUGGUUAGCGCUGUGCUAGUGAUGUGCUGGUGAGGCUUCAUGAAACAGUGUCUUCAUUUUCAUAGUUCAUCAGGUGGUGCUCUUGGUAUAAAAAUGCAAGGUUUUAUUGAAUCUUUAAAUUAUUUGAAGGCAAAGAUUUUAGAGCAGACAGUGCCCUCUAGUGGGCUCUGAAAAGGACCACACCGUUUCACGAAGCCUCAGCAGCCCAUUCUUAGCUUCCGCCUCUCGUCCGAAGUCACUGUGACAAGCUCCAAACUCCCAGGGGCCUUAAAUAAACGGUAGAGGAGAUGCUGUUUGAGGCCUGUAUCGCCUCCUCUUCGCUUGCAGCGCAUUUGUUGGCCCCUGGUGUGUGUUGACUUCAGGGUGACCAAACACUGACUCAAACUGUGUCAACCGGGCAAAUGGAUUUUUCCAGGAAUCUGGAGGUAUUUUUGAUGAUGAUGACGACGAUCAGUUAGUAGGAAAGCAGGACAACAUUAUGUAAAUACAAGUCUAUAUAAACGAGUCAAUAGGAUGAUGUUUUAGGAGUUGUUUUUGGACCAUGGCUGCUUUGAAGGAGGAGUUUGAGGGUUUUUGCCAUCCAACCAAUGACAUCAUCAAGACAUGGUGCAACAGCAGCAACAUGUGUGUUGUGCUGUAUGACGGGUGGAAGUAGAGAAUAGAAAUGGACCUUGAAUGGAACCUUGUGGAAUGCCUCAGGUUUAGCUGUCGAUAAACAGAAGUUCCCUGGUGGCUGAGGACCUGCCUGAAGGAUUUGGCUGAGACCAAUGAGGGUGCAGUGUCUUUGACAGAACGUGUGUUCAGUCAGCUGUCAUGAUGGUUUUUUAGGGGCAGUCCGGUUGACCGUUGACUUCUAAACCUUCCAAUACUUAUUGACAGGCAGCGUGAGGUUAGCAACAGCUUUAUUCAGAAGUCACCAUGAACCAUAUCACCGUGAGCUGAUCUGACAGUCAGACAUGAAAGAGCAAACUUCUGACAGUGCUACCUCAUGUUUCACAGGUGAAUCACGACACAUCUGUCUCUCACAAGCUUCAGUCGACGCAGUGCACUUUGGGAUCCAGGUUCUUGUGUUCAGCGUUGUAGACGCUCUUAGCAAAGCAGUGAGCGGCCACGCGGUCACACUCGCACACAGCGGCCUGGCACUUGUUGUUGCUGGCUGCUGACACACAGGUGGGGAAGGAGAAGAGAGGCUCCGUUAGAUCAGACCAUGGACUGGCAAUUGUCAUUAGGGGGCGCUCUCUGAGAGCACUGUGGAGGAAGGCAGGAGGAGCAGGUGACAAGGAGGUUCUAGAGAGAGGACAGACUGGACAACACGUCUCAAACUCAAGGCUCGGGGCCAAAUCCGGCCCAAGUGUUGUUUCAUGUGGCCCACUAGAUCUAGAAACAUACUGUAUAAAGUUGAAUUAAAAAUUCAUUUUAACCGCUCCAAAACUGUGAGUCUUGAUGACAGCACAACCUUCUUGUUCAGUUAGCCAUGCUAACAUAGCUUGAUGCGCUCUGCUGCUACUUUGGUAGCGCCGCGCUGCCAGAGGAUAGAGGUAUAACUCUUAAAAUGUUUAAGGCUUACAAAGAGACGGUGAAUUAAUGUUCUAUCUAGAAUAGGGAUGGGACUCGAUUAAUAGUUAAUUAAUCACGAUUAAUCGUGUUUAACCAGAUUGAUCUCAUUUAAACUGAACCUGUUUGCAUAAUCUUAAACGUCAGGGAAGAAGUGCUUCUUAUCUGUCUCCUUUAUCAGGGAUGUUCUGGUGAUGACUUCAUAUUGCGUCAUGUGGUGCGCCUGAUUUGCGGAGUGGAAAAACAUUUACACACGAGUUUAUCUGUGUGGUCUGUGAUUCAUUGGGGGACGUUGACGAAACCCAUUCAUCUUCCUGGAAGUGUUAUUUUUCUCAGGUAGGUUUUCCAGUUGAAGCUAAACGUUUGACCAUGGUGUUACAGGGAGAAACUCACCUGAGCAGGUCACCUCCUGGCCGGAGCAGGUGUACUCAUACUCCAACACGUAUGGAAGGUCUGCGAUGUUUGUGCAUCCUGGAGUUUUCCGACUCUUCUCGUAGCAUUUAUCGUGGACGUGGCAGCACCUGAGGGAGCCAGAACAUGAAGUUGUUGCAGCGAGUACCGAAGGCGUUGUCAGGGCCGUACAUGUCCAGGUCGUCCACUGGAGUUCCACUUCCUCCCAGCCCACACCAGCAGCCGUAGUCGUUGUACUUGAGCGGGCUGACUCCGGGCUGGACGCACUGGAUCAUGCCUCCGAACUGCCACACAGCUCUGGGCAGCAGGGCGCCACUCGCCAGGCAGGCUGCCGGACAUUAGCAUUCACGCGUUUCACACAUCAAAACCAAACAGUUUGGAGUUGGGUUUGUCCUACCGGAGAGAAGCAGGAGCAGAAGAGGAGUCGCCCGAUUCAUGGUGAAGUGCAAGUGUAUAAGGAGCGUGCCGUUCUUAUAGAGCAGGUGUGAGCGACAUGGAGAUAAGAGGAGCCGCAGGAGGCGGAGACCUGCUGGGUGGCGUGUUUGGAAACCUCAUGUGUUGCUUCAUUUUUUUUCCUUCCCUGAAAUCACAUUUAUUUAACGUCCCAGGUAUUUUUGGAAACACGUCGUGUUCUUCAGAGAGAGUGGGGGCCUCCUGCCAGGAAGUGAGGGAAGAGGAGUGUAUGCUGGCAUGUGUCCUUCAGAAGACAACCCAAACUGCCAACACAGGUUCCUGCCUUGUGGAGCACCAGCAGGACCAAAAUGAGGAAAUAAAUGUUGAAAUAACUAAGGGGGGACAGUGGAUAAACAUUAAAAAUGUAAAGUGGAAAUAAAGAAUGAAUUUAAAUAAAUAUGUGCAUUUUUAUUUUCCUUAU
This is a messenger RNA of Synchiropus splendidus (mandarinfish), 6924 nucleotides long. It is a transcript of the gene prkab1b, whose product is annotated as protein kinase, AMP-activated, beta 1 non-catalytic subunit, b. Gene Ontology annotation, molecular function: protein kinase binding. Gene Ontology annotation, biological process: signal transduction. The transcript is spliced from 8 exons. Bases 334 to 1113 code for a protein of 259 amino acids. NCBI's taxonomy places the organism in Eukaryota, Metazoa, Chordata, Actinopteri, Syngnathiformes, Callionymidae. The record is from RefSeq and is a predicted model, not a curated record. Gene Ontology annotation, cellular component: cytoplasm; nucleotide-activated protein kinase complex; nucleus.